AUGCCGCCACUCUCCAACUCUCCACGCCCCUCCCCCUUUCCUUUUCCCCUCCCUACCUUCACCUGCCCUUCUUCCCCACCACAAGUCCGCCUCCCCCGCCACACCACGUCCCGCCUCGUUCGCUACUGCCAGCGUGCAGUGAAUCUGGACAGGGCGCUCUUCCAGGGCACCGAGGGCACAGGCUCCCUCUACUCCCUCCCCACCCCAAACUCUCCUUUCCUGCACCACCCACACAAACCCCUCUUUCCCUUUCCUCCUCUUUCCCUCCCCCUCCAGCUACCCUACCGCCAGCGUGCAGUGAAUCUGGACAGGGCGCUCUUCCAGGCGCACAGAGGGCACAAGCUCAUGCGGGACGUGCGGCCUGCUGCCACUCGAUUCCACCACGCCACCUACACCUUCAAUGCCCCUUCCCUCUUUCCCGCUCCAUUGCCUGCCGCACGCACUCCAAGCAGGCUGUUGGAUCAAGGCGCCGUGCCCUUCCUUCUGCUUGUUAUCAAGGCCUCACGCCCCUUCCUGUGCUACGUCCUAUGGGAGCCUGCCAGCUGGCCGCACCGCAUCCUCAUGUACAUGGUUGACGUCAUCGACUCAGACGAGCACUACUUCAGCACCGUCGCCUGCCACUCGCCCCGCUUCAACCAUUCCCUCCUCAACGCUUCCCUGCACUUCGCCACAUUCGCUAAGGGCAGCCCGCACUCCCUCGAGAUGAAUGACUCCUUUAAUGAUGCCUUCACCAGUGGCGUCUUCCUCUUUGCCAGGAAGUUUCCUCGCGACUCGCCGACGCUGGAUAGGAUUGACAG
Closterium sp. Naga37s-1 is the source of this 797-nucleotide messenger RNA. The record is from the annotation of a GenBank genome assembly. NCBI's taxonomy places the organism in Eukaryota, Viridiplantae, Streptophyta, Zygnematophyceae, Desmidiales, Closteriaceae.